AUGUCGUCUCCUCGUGCUCCCGAAGAAGAGGUUAUACAGCCUGACGCUGCUUUGCAGAAUGUCACUGACGAUGAGGCUUACGAUAAUGAGAGUGAGCGGUCGUCUUUGACAUCUCUGACAUCGUCUAUUCUGCAUGGAAAGGUCGAGGGCGGGAGAACCUACGCCGUGUAUGGAAAAGAGGGCAAGUCUCCCAGAAUCUCAGAGUAUGGGUUACCCAUGGAUGAGGCUGAGCUUGAUCGCAUCGAUAUGUGCCACGCUAAAUACUGCGCGUUGAUUGGAAAGAACCGUUAUUUGGCGCCUCUGGAGAAGCCUCAGAGAAUUCUAGAUCUCGGCUGCGGUACAGGUUCGUGA
Messenger RNA from Fusarium musae, 351 nucleotides. RefSeq lists its product as uncharacterized. The transcript has 4 exons. Lineage: Eukaryota; Fungi; Ascomycota; Sordariomycetes; Hypocreales; Nectriaceae. The record is from RefSeq and is a predicted model, not a curated record. Bases 1 to 351 code for a protein of 116 amino acids.